AUGAAGUUCGUGCUAUCUGCUCUUCAAGUAAAUGAGAAAUCCGAUCUGGUAAUUAGAUAUACGAAGCCAAAUAAAUGAAGUUCUUUUUUGAGUACAUCUGGCGUUUUGUUUGGCUUUUUCCCAAAGAAAGAAUUCCGCUUGGCCUCAUUUAGUGACAGACUCCUUACAAUCUGUCAGUUGAAGGAUUCAUUCAGUACCUGCGGAGCUUCAGUCAAGUUUUCCUCAACUAGUAUGCGAGCUCAGAUUUGGUUCGUUUUCAUCCCGUUCCUUGUAAUCCUCUCAUCAUCAAAAGGAACUCCUGUUACCCAGUCACCGUCUAGAGUACCAAAUCCGACCGGAUCUUUAGAUAAACGAGGUGAGACCAAUCGCAAUGUUGUCGUUUAUAUUUGCUUUCCUAUAAGCUCAAAGCCUUUGUUUGGAUGAUAACCCAGUAAUUCUCUAUCCCAAUGUUGAGUGGUUGAGCAAGUGCUCGUGAGACAAAAUUCUAUUUGUCUAGACCCUUCACAUCCGACAAGUUAUCAAUGUGUAACUUGCGGUCGCGCGAUUUCGAUCCACUGUCUCACAAAAAGAUGGUGAGAAUAGACAAAAAAAAGCUUGAUUUUAAGAUUGCAUAUGGCUACUGAUAUAGCACAAUCUCUACGACAUUGAAAAGAACCAGAGUUUGUAUAAUGAUGCUAUUCUUUGCUAUUCCAUGAUGGAAGCGUUGCAGAUGAUUUGUGUCACAUGCAAAACAGAAAACCUGCCGCAUCCCACACAUUUAUGAGCACCCUGUUGAUUUAAGAACAUAUAGUGACAAUUUGACACUCAAUAGAUAAUCAUUUCAUUGCAAUUUCAUUUCUGUGAGACUUUCGUUUCAUGCAAAGAGGCAUUCCUCGUUGUACUGAUAUUCUGCCAUUCUGCCAUUCUGCCAUUCCACCAUUCCACUGGUCUAUCAUUACGCAGAAUAGGGUCACGGUUACAUGUUCUCUCUUUAAAGAAAAAACAUUUCCUGUAAGUUUUCAUGUAUGCCGAUCACACCUUUAAAGACAUUUCUGUAAAGAAAAGCUUCGUUUUUUCACGUGCCAUCCUAAAAUGAUUUUGAGAUGUUAUCGUCUUCUGCAGCACUCCGGAACAAACAGUAAUUAGCGUCGGAAAUUGGUUGAAGAUCGGAAUUCUAUCGUUACUCAUUAUCACUCGUUCUCACUCGCUCACUCACUCGCUUAUCUCGACAAAGUAUGUGGCAGCCACAAAAAUAGUAGAUAGGGGAUGUUAUCUUGUUAAAGUAUAAAUCAGUGCAAGAACAUGAAUGAUACCCAGAGGGGAAAAUUACUAAUUGGAUCUUUCAAUUUGUAAGGGUACACCAAUUAUUAGCUGCUUUGUAGCUCUUUGUCAGGCUGCUUCUCUCUAAGGCCUUGGUCGCACUAGCGCUUUUUUAUUUGUUUAAGUGAAAAAUGUGUCGACAAUUAAUGUAAAGUAUUAUUCCGCUAGUGUAAUUUGGCACGCGAUGGCAGGAUUUUCCUCGUCCAACCGACCCUUUUUCUUUUUAGAAUUCUCCACCGAAUACGUUAAGGAAAAUCACUGUGUAACGCUGGUUCGACAAUCAAAAGGACUUUAUCUUUUUGAUUUCUUGCGUUUAUUUACGAUCCAUACAAUAUCCGAACUUUCUACAUUCAAACGAUCUCGAUCUUUCUGUUACAAAAUAGGGAUUCUAUUUAUCUGAUAUAGAAUCACUAUUUUGUAACUGAAAGAUCGAGAUUGUUUGAAUGUGGAAAGUUCGGAUAUUGCAUUGAUCUUAAAUAAACUACGUAAAACCAAGAUUGAGAUUACUUAUUCGUGAUUUACUAAAAAUCCUAAGCUGUUUGUAGCGCUGUUGUUGUGUCUUCUGUUGUAGCUAUGUCCUCACACCUAAUAACCAAUAGAAUGCGGUUUAUUUCUUCCAAUCAGAGUGCGUUGUGAUCGUGUCUUCAGCGUGUCACUUCCCAACUAGGGAGAAAAGCAAUGCAAAAGUGUAAGAAGAUCGUAAAGAUUUUCUCGCUCGAAGUUAGAGAAUUUCAAAAGGGGUAAAUUCUGUGAAAUUCGUCCUUUAAGUGGAAUGCAACCUACUGACUUGCCGUAGCCAUCUUUACUCCUAUUUUCCAUUUGAUCAGUGAAUUCUAGAAAAACGGGGUAAAUUAUGUGAUAUUCAUCCUUUUUGUAAUCCUUGGAUUAUAUCCCACUGACUUGCCAUAGCUAUCUUUACCUUGAUUUUCGAUUUGAUCACUGUGUGAAUUUGUCAUAAACGGGGUAAAUUAUGACAAAUCCACCCACAAGCGCAAUAUAUCCUACAAUGAUUUAGAAACAGUACUAAAAAAAGAUCACAAAACAACAACAACAACAACAACAAAUUCAUUGUAUACAUUGACAAUACAUAGUUUAGGAACCCAUUUAUAUCUUUACCAGCGACAUCCAAUGUUCAACAUGAAAGUCCAUUCAUCUGCUGUUACAAGAGAACUGGUUUUAUUUAAACGCAAGAGACUUUGAGAAGGUUUCGGGAUAAAAUAGACCGACGAACUGUGGUUGCUGAUUAUUCACCCCUGUGUCUCGGUCGGUGGUUUUUGUUUAGGUAAUUGAAAGAGAGGAUGGAAAGCGAGCAUGGCUCAGGGGAUAGUGUUUUUUCGGGAACAGCUUCCGUACUGGCUUUUAUGUUAUGUUCGUGCUCAUAAGUUUCACGUGAGGAAUUUGGUUUUCAAAGAUCAUUGUCUUUCUGAUCAGCUUGAUCCCACAGAGCGCCCUGUGACAGUAUGAAACCACAGGCGGCCCAAGCAAGUACAUAAGAAAACGUGUACUUAGAAAACCUCAAAAUAUGGGUUCCCUUCAACGUAGUAAGCAGUCAGAUAACAAGCAAUGCACUGUGGAAGUAAGGUGAGGUUUUUUAGUGAGAAUUUCACUUAUCCUCAAAAACAGUCAAUGAUCUAACGGAAGUAUUAUUCACUCUCAUCUACGAUUCAUUCAUGUACGAAGAUUUACCUCUGUUCAUUGAGUAAACGGCGAGGAAAGUAAUUGUGAGUAAAUUCAAAUUUUUUAUUUCGAAGUUGUGAGAGUUUUGUUCUUUUGUUCGGCAGCAACGACGUGUGUAAAUCUGGUCUUUCCUCCGCAAAAACUGAAUUCGAAUGGCACACUCCAACGAAACACACGGGGAUUCAAUGCGGCCUUUUCUCAUUAAAUUCCUUCAGUUUCUGUCGUGCAAUUUACAGUACAAACGUCCAAAUUGAACGGACUUGGAAAGACUCAACGAGUGCGUAUAUUUGUUGUAGAACUUAAAUUAAAACUUCGCUCGCUCUUUCACUACGAACAAAUUGUUUGAGAAAAUUCAGAUAUUAAAUGAAUGAAAGUUCCAUCGUUCAGUUGAAAUGUAACCAAUCACUUCACGUUUCAACUUUCUUGUACUUUUUGUGAACGAUUAAAUUUAAUUGUAGACGGUUUUUAGGCCGCUUGUCAACCAACGUAAUGACACUAUUGCUUAUACAAAUUCAUUCUGAAAACAAUAUUUUUCUGUCAACCAAAGUGAUUUGAGAGAGAGAAAAGAGAGGAUUCAUAAGUUAUUUAUCGGCUUGAGGUAGUGACCGACGUGUUUGCUUAAAAAUACUUCCCAGCCGGAAAAACGAGAUAUAUUUAUGAAAAAUGGCAACGAAUGAAGGGAUGUACUCGGCGACUCACGAAAGCGUUACCGUGGCCCGUGGGCAGAGAUAGGAAAAUACUGACCAGGUAAAGAACCAAUCAGAUUGCAGAAUUCAUUACCGUGCCCUCUAGAAAAAAAAAUUUUAUGUCGACGAACCAUACUCUCUGAUCUUCAACUAUUAAAGAAAAUAAAACAAUUGCGAUAUGACGCCACAUUGUGCAUUUGUCUUAGCUUGUGGGUAAUGUAAAUUGUUGUCAUUAGAGUCGCAAGUCGAGCAAUGAAGACUGUAAAUAAAGCAAGACUGCAAAUAAAGCGUGAACAAUAACGCAUGCUUUGGUCGAAAAUUACUUUGUUAUUUACGCGGCAAGUUGUUCUUCCACGUCUGGGUUAACAACGAUGCAAUCACACGGCGUUAACUAAGAAACGAUAGAACCUCAAAGGAAGCAAUGUGUGUGAGAGAGACCAAUGAUCUGUGGAUAGCAAGUUUUCCUGAAAUCAGCAAGAGGUUGUUCAUCCGUUGUUACCGGAAAAUACUGGUCAAACUUUCCACUUAUCCCGACCCCCUUCAAUGAGAACUUUUGCUUGAACACAGAACUACAACGGAGUUUCUCCGAACAUUCUUGCUACAAGACUAUAAUUACCGUGGUACGCUCAGUUAUACACCUAAAUCUGAAGUAACUCAACUUUCAUCAAACCCUUAGCUUAAUUUCUUAAUUAGAAAGUAAAAUAUCACGCCUAUGCUUACAAAGAUUGUCGCGACAUUCUUUCGAGGGAAACGAGGUAUUUGAGAGAGAAAUUUUUUGGGGGAGGGGGGUGCGCUUAUUAGUAUAUUAGUCCUGUUGCUAAUAGCAUAGUAACAGGACAAAAAAGUAAAAUAACAGUAACUCACAUAGGAAACUCUGCAAGCACAUGGAGAUAGAAAUAACUGUAAUCAGGAGCCCAUCACUCUUAACUCCCGCUGGAAUGGACAAGAAAGUAAUCUCUUAUGCCAAGAGAAUAUCAUUUGAUAUUCUCUUGCCUUCACUGAUCUCGCUGUAGUUGAAGCCUAAAAAUGUUUGGAUAGUUGAAGCCUUUUUUCAGCUCUGCAACAGUUAGCGCAAUGUAUUUCCAUAUAAGAUGACUCUGAAUAAGAGCUAAUAACAGACGUUGAGUGAACCAAUCAGAGCUCUAGAAAUGCAAUAUUUGGAGUUGAAACAUUAAUAGCGAAAGAUCUUCGGGGUUUGCGUAGCCAGUUAAAACGCUCCUACAACAACCCAUGUUUUACGUAAUACUAAAUAAUAUUAUCUGGAACAAUUUCAAUUUUUCUCCAUAUUUUUAUAGAGGCUUGCAAAUUCGACUUUGAAAAUGGGCUCCAUGGCUGGGAAAAGACUGGCACAGCUUUCAAUAACCAGCCGACAUACGGUGACAACCCUACAGCUCGGAAUCGGGGACAACCUGCCAAACAGCAAGGGGAUUGGUGGAUUGGGGGUGCCGAAGACAGACCAUCAAAUGUGUCAAAGGCAGGACUACUGCAAGGUGACAGACCACAGGGAACCAUCACUUCGCCACCCUUUGCAAUCAUGGGCAGUACCAUUGCAUUCCUCAUCGGUGGAGGCUGUGAUAUAAACUCUGUUCGCGCUGAAUUGAUUGUCAAUAACAAGGUAAGAAUCAUGAAUGUAAAUACUUUCGAAUGAGUAAAACUACAGAGAAAGGAGGAAUCAGAAACGAUUUUGAGAGAAAAGAGGUUGUGGGCGUUUGUCACCGUGAUAUGAGAGUGAGUUUAAUCGGGAGCUCGACAUCAAAAUUAAUCUGGAAACGAGCCUGAAAAGAAUCGGAAACGUAAGAAGGAGGAAUUUCCAGGAAAUUCCUGUUCGAGAUUGAAAGCCACCCAGUCAAAUCACUCUCUUUUUGAUAAAGCGGAUUAUCGUAAAUGAAAUACAUCUCACCGUAUAAAAUCAGCGAAAUAGGAAAUUAUCAACUGCUUACAAUAUUUUUUAACUGAAUGCCUUAUGCUAAUAUUCUAUUUCCAUUCAUAUUCCCAGCACCAAGAUAAGAAAGCUCUUAUAAUGCUUCCAAAUAAUAUGUGUUUAAAUUUAUCGUUUAACAUCUGAUUACAGCCAACUGGCCGAUUACGACUGUAAAAAAUUAUCAGUGAAAAAUAAAGUAGCUAAUGUACCAAUCACAUAUGAGGAAAUUGUAAUUAAUUGUUAUGAUUAAAAAUCAAACGGCUGAAAAAAUGGCUUUUUCUUUGUUCUACCACUUAACAAACACUUUAGCGAAUAGCCUCGGUAGAACUGAGAGAAUUCAGAGAGGAAACGGGGAAGGUAGCGAACGCUUUUGCAGAAACUAGAAACGCCUGUAUUCAUCAUGAGUUCAAAAGGGACAUCUUUACAAUCUAUCCACGAUGCACAGCCCUAGAGGGUUCCUUGAACAAAUCUAUUAUUUCCUCGAGUCUCAUUUCCGGCCCUGUGACAACGAGCUUUGGUUUUCCAGCUAGUAAAUCACUUUGGCCUUUGAAAACAUUUAAAUUAAACCUUGCUCUGUCAAAUCUCUUUUAUAGCGCGGCGCGUCUCAUACAUCCUAACUGAUUGAGGAUUACUUCACUGUUCAUACUGUUCCAUGGAUGAUUCUUUUUUUCGCCUUUUACUGGAUACACAUAUCGCGAGAGAGCCAUGAAAUUUUUUUUUACCUCACUUCCUUUACGAGACAGAUCUUCUCCCAAUUUUUAUUUCUUCUGGCUUCUUUGCUUAUUUUUCGCUCUAACUAUACUAAUGCUUGUUCACCAGAAGAACUUUUUGAAAGAUGUGCGUAGAAAAUUAAUCAAAAUCUCUUUUUUCCCCGAGUGACUCGUGAGAUUACAUAUUCUCUCAGUUGUUUUGAUACUCCUUCACUCGCUUUUUAGGUUGUGCGAAGAACAACCGGUAAGUGCCAUGAAACAAUGACCCGUCAAUUCUGGUAUGUUCGAGACUUUAUUGGUCAACUUGCUCAGGUCAAAUUGGUUGACUUCAGCUCUCGUGGAUGGGGUCACAUCAACUUUGACGAUCUUGAAGGCGACAUAACCUGCUCAAACCUGGAAAACACUGGUAUUUAUUUAGCUUAGGAGGUUUAAAAUUCUAAGGUGAAUAUUAUAGGGUCAACUUGUGACAAUUUACAAGAAAAAAUUUCUAAUAUAAAUUCAUCCUGGAACUAGCAGGAGAAGUAAACUGUUUGGAUCAGCUUUCAUGAACGAUAAAAACCGACUGAGUCAGUUAUCCUCGGAUGAUAUGUAGUUAUUGACAGAAUGAGAGGGCCGCACGGGAAAACAUUUGCCUGGGUGCACUUGGUCUGUUUGUCACGACCGAAAACCACUGUAUUAAUCAUAUGAACAUUAAGUCUUGAAAAUUUUGAGAUUAUGUUUGAAUUUAAAUAAGGCGCGAUUUCAAACAGAAGAACGACGAGCGCUUACCUAAAAGCAUUAUAACACGAAAGCUUUUUCCUUUGUUUCCCCUAGUCAGAACAAGAAACUCACUCUUCGACAAAAUACGCAACUUUUUCUUUGAUUACUGUUUUAUUUUGUCUUUGAAACCGAGCCGCACGGGUGCGGGGCUGGACGGCUUUUCUCGACCAGCAUACGUCAACCCGUCCUGCCUUUUGUCAAUCAGGUUUAACUAUACGGUUUUCUACAGGAUUGCACGGGCUGGGCUUUACGACCGAUAUCAUAAAAACUGAUAUGUCUAAAGAAAGCUGCGUGUUCGACUUCGAAGAAGGUAUUGACGGCUGGCAUAGAACCGGUUCAGCGUUUGACAACCAGCCUACACAUGGUGACAACCCGACAGCUCGUAGAAGAGAACAGCCUGUCAAUCAACAAAGGAACUGGCGGAUUGGAGGAUACGAGAGCUGGCCUUCAAAAUCGGCUCCUGCAGGAUACGCACAACGAGACAAGCCACAAGGGACUCUUACGACUCCAUCAUUUAUCAUUGGGGGAAAAUACAUUACAUUCUUGAUCGGUGGAGGUUGUAACAUCAAUUCCGUUCGUGCUGAACUGAUUAUUGAUUAUGAGGUAUAAGUCAACAAAAGGUCAUUUACUGAAUCACCUUGGUGUUAAUGAAAGCUACUUCAAAACGUUCACUAGCUAUCAAUUUUUGUGACGGAAAUGAUUGAUUGACUACAAGUAAUACUCAGGUUUAGAGUAAUAUUUUAAGGAACUCGUUGAAGAGCGCAUGUUAGUGGAAGAAACAAUUGAAACUCGCAAAAUACAUCGUUGUUCUGUUUCAGGUUGUCAGAAAAGCGACCGGGAAGUGCCAUGACACAAUGACUCGUAAAUUCUGGGAAGUUGGAGACUUCAUUGGCCGAACUGCGCAAGUCAAACUGGUGGACUUUAGCUCUCGCAGAUGGGGUCACAUCAACUUUGAUGAUCUUGAAGGGGACAUAACCUGCUCAAACCUGGAAAACACUGGUAUUUAUUUAGCUUAGGAGGUUUAAAAUUCUAAGGUGAAUAUUAUAGGGUCAACUUGUGACAAUUUUCAAGAAAAAAUUUCUAAUAUAAAUCCAUCUCGGAAAUAGCUGGAGAAGUAAACUGUUUGGAUCAGCUUUCAUGAACGAUAAAAACUGACUGAGUCAGUUAUCCUAGGAUGAUAAGUAGUUAUUGACAGAAUGAGAGGGCCGCACGGGAAAACAUUUGCCUGGGUGUACUUGGUCUGUUUGUCACGACCGAAAACCAAAUAAGUAUUAAACAUAUGAACAUUGUCUUGGAAAUUUUGAGAUUAUGUUUGAACUUAAAUAAGACGCGAUUUCAAACAGAAGAACGACGAGCGCUUACCUAAAAGCAUUAUAACACGAAAGCUUUUUCCUUUAUUUCCCCUAGUCAGAACAAGAAACUCACUCUUCGUCGAAAUACGCAACUUUUUCUUUCAUUACUGUUUUAUUUUAAGUCUUUGAAACCGAACCGCGCGGGUGCGGGGCCGGACGGCUUUUCUUGACCAGCUUACGUCAACCCGUCGUGCCUUUUGUCAAUCAGGUUUAACUAUACGGUUUUCUACAGGAUUGCACGGGCUGGGCUUUACGACCGAUAUCAUAAAAACUAAAGAAAGCUGCGUGUUCGACUUCGAAGAAGGUAUUGACGGCUGGCAUAGAACCGGUUCAGUGUUUGACAACCAGCCGACAUACGGUGACAACCCGACAGCUCGUAGGAGAGAACAGCCUGCCAAUCAACAAGGGAGCUGGUGGAUUGGAGGAUACGAGAGCCGGCCUUCAAAAUCGGCUCCUGCAGGAUACGCACAACGAGACAAGCCACAAGGGACUCUUACGACUCCAUCAUUCAUCAUUGGGGGAAAAUACAUUACAUUCUUGAUCGGUGGAGGUUGUCACAUCAAUUCCGUUCGUGCUGAACUGAUUAUUGAUUAUGAGGUAUAAUUAAACAAAAGGUCAUUCACUGAAUCACCUUGGUGUUAAUGAAAGCUAUUUCUAAACGUUCAUUUGCUAUCAAUUUUUGUGACGGAAAUGAUUGAUUGACUACAAGCAAUACUCAGGUUUAGAGUAAUAUUUUAAGGAACUCGUUGAAGGGCGCAUGUAAGUGGAAGAAACAAUUGAAACUCGCAAAAUACAUCGUUGUUCUGUUUCAGGUUGUCAGAAAAGCGACCGGGAAGUGUCACGAGACAAUGACUCGUAAAUUCUGGGAAGUUGGAGACUUCAUUGGCCGAACUGCGCAAGUCAAACUGGUGGACUUUAGCUCUCGCAGAUGGGGUCACAUCAACUUUGAUGAUCUGAGAGGUGACAUUACCUGUUCAGCCCCUGAGAACACAGGUACUUAUAUUUCUGUUAGGUUUGAUUCAAACUUCGUUAUCCUAUAUGUGUCUGUUGUGUGGCCACGCAGACUUCUAGGCAAUAUGAAUGGUUAGACUAGAAUCGGCUUGAAAUGAUUUACGAGGUUGAGGAUACUUCAUGCAUUUUCCUGAUUGAGGUGAAACCUCUGUCUCACAGGAGACAUGCGGCAUUGCCUGUGUUGCUUGUACCGGAGACUAAAUACAAAGUUACAUAUGCAAAGGUAAAAAUUUCUCGUGAACCGAACUCAGUUGGUUUUAUAAAAUUAGUCUCCUCUAGUUGUUAAGAGCGUCAAAAAGUCUUAAGUUUAAUUUAACACAAAAGUCAAUUCAGUAAGAACGGUAGGGAAUGUUCUUCCUUUGGUUCAUUACACAGAUAUCCUUGACAAAGCAUUAUGCAGCUUUGACUUUGAAGAAGGACUUGAUGGCUGGGUUAGGACUGGUACAGCAUUUGACAACCAGCCGACCUAUGGAGAUAACCCUACAGCUCGGAACCAAAGACAACCUGCCAAUCAACACGGGGACUGGUGGAUUGGAGGAUACGAGGACCGACCAUCGAAGUGGGCCACAGCAGGACGAAGCCAGUUGGAUGCACCACAGGGAACUCUUACGUCUCCAACAUUUGACAUACAGGGAAAUUAUAUUUCGUUUCUGAUUGGUGGAGGCUGUGACAUAGACACCAUUCGUGCUGAGUUGAUAGUCGAUGACAGAGUGAGUAAGACACUGAAUUUGGUUAAAGCGGGGUUUACCUUGUAGGAAUUGACAAAAAAUAGGCUGGUAAGCCCAAUUAAGAUGGCCAGAUAAUAUUAAUAGUGAAGACAUUUUUCUCCAAUCAUAGACAGAGUCGGGCGAGAGAAUUCUGUUCAUCAGUAGUUCUUUAUGCUACCUAUGAAAUUCACAUCCCAUGAUAAAUUCGACAACACCAGCUACUCCUUCUAGUUCAAAUGUGUGCAAGGAAUCCUUGCAGCUAAAAUUACAUAUGCGUUAUUAAUCAAGCGUGAGGUCAAGAUGGCUAGAUAUUGGCCGAGUUCUUUGUUUCUGUGUGUUUUUAUGGAUUGAGGCGAAGUCGAGGUCCAUAACAACGCAAAUCGAGAACUCGAACAAUAACCAGCCAUCUUGACCUAACAAGCAUGGUCAGUAAAGGAUUUACAAUAUAGCAAAAAGAUUUCGCAAAAUGGGUAGCUAAUCAAAACACAGGAUUCUGCUUCAUAUUGCCCACUGACGCUGCCGGCUAUAUAAUAGGAAGUAAUUCUAGUAGAAUGUGGGGGGAUUGUGUUACACAACCAAUCAGAGAGGGGGAUUAUGUACCACAUGGUACAAACGAAUCAAUGCCAUCUACCAUCUUGGAUGCCGAUCCAGCCAUAUCCUUAGUUUGUUUGUACCACUUGGUGCAUAAUACUCUACUCUGAUCUGCUGUCUGCCACAAUGCCCCUGUAUAUUUCUAAAGUUAGCAAACAUAUUACAAAGUUUAAAAAGCUGUGCCUUCCUCCUUAAGUUUUUUCCUUAGCUGAGAGAAUCACACCAAAAAUUCUUUAUCUCUUUCAGGUUGUCAGGAAUGCAACUGGUAAUUGCCACGAGACAAUGACACGAAAAUUCUGGCAUGUUGGAGAUCUUCUCGGUCAUUUUGCACAAGUGCGUCUGGUCGAUUUUAGCUCUGAAGGUUGGGGUCACAUCAAUUUUGACGAUAUGAAAGGCGACAUAACUUGCAGGGGCUCUAACGAAGACAUUGACACUUUCCUUUAAGUUUUCGAUUAGAAAAUGAAAAACAGUCAGAGUAUUCCGUAGAAGGUUAUCUAAUAAAUGGAUAAACUCAAGCAAUCAAAGUAAUAAUUUUCAUUUUCACCUCUUGUUUCUGUUUGUAAAUCUGCUUGUUUGUUUCUUUAGUAUUUCUGUAUGAGACAAUGUAUCCGCGUAGUAAAUGUACUGGACUCUGCUGCACUCUUAUAGAGCUCAAAAUAGGGACACCAUGUUGGUACCUAUCCAAGGGGCAUUAACAUGGCGGCCAUGAAGUAACGUAAUUAUUUCUUGCCAUUUUUGGCCUCUAGGGUAACUAGUUAUCCACCGUGGAUAAAAGCACAUAGCGAUCAUUGCUUCGAUCGCGGUUGGAAAUUUUGAAUGAACCAGACACAAGUUCUUUUAAAUGAACCAGUUCUGAUGUCAAGAAAGUAUAUCCGACAUAAGUUGUCUUCAUUCCCUUUAUGUACCACAGUAGUAUUAACGUGGAAAUUGUGUAAUUGAGAACAUAUAUUAUAAAAAAAUGACUUUUUAGACAAGCACUGAAACAUGUUCCUGUUUUUUAAAAUUAAAUUGGCCGGUUACCAUACUAUUGUUUGGAUUUUGCCCCCUUCGUAUAAACGCCUCACUCGAAUAAUGAAAAAAUUUAAUAAAAGGUUUGGCGUUUAAUC
Pocillopora meandrina is the source of this 11819-nucleotide messenger RNA. NCBI's taxonomy places the organism in Eukaryota, Metazoa, Cnidaria, Anthozoa, Scleractinia, Pocilloporidae. The record is from the annotation of a GenBank genome assembly.